UCCUCUCGGCCACCGCCAUGUUUGUUUGAGACAAGAUGACUGCAGGACGGGACAGAAGAGGGAAGUGGAUUUAAAUUGAAAAUAAAUAACAACUAACGAGAACCAGUUAUUUUUUUACAGUAAUAUGACAGAAAGGACGUGUACUACCGACACAGUUAACAGUGUUUUUUCUUCUAUUACAAACAAAAGCUAAUGAUAAAACCUAGUUUUAUUUCCUGGGAAUUAUAAUUUUGUUCUCGUAUGUCGUAAGGUUCUUUUAUAUAACAAGACAAUACUGCUUUUCUAGGGGACCUGUUAAAGAGGUAAAGGAUACGUACAUGUUCAAAUUUUCUGAGAUUUUUCUCUCAAAAGAAGUUAUAUCUAUGUCUGUAAUAAAAUUUAUGACUUUCAAUUCCUAUCUCGUUUGGUGCCGAAAGAAGGAGUAGAUAACCAGCUUUGUAUUUUGGAUUUUCGGUUCUUUUGGAUAUUUUAUACUUUGCCUUUCAAGUAAUUUUACAUACAACAAAAAAAAAACAAAAAAAAAAACGUUAUUUUUUCCUGGAAGGUCAAGCAAAAAAAGGAUAACUCAAUCAGAAAGAUGUCAAGCAGCACUCCAGCAGAUAUGAUCAACUUGCGGCUCAUCUUGGUGAGUGGAAAAACAAAAGAAUUUUUGUUUUCACCUAAUGAUUCAGCUGCAGACAUUGCCAAACAUGUGUAUGACAACUGGCCAAUGGACUGGGAAGAAGAGCAGGUCAGCAGCCCAAAUAUUUUACGACUUAUCUACCAGGGACGGUUUCUGCAUGGCAAUGUGACACUAGGAGCAUUAAAGCUUCCCCUUGGCAAAACCACAGUGAUGCAUUUAGUAGCCAGAGAGACAUUACCAGAGCCAAAUUCCCAAGGUCAAAGGAACCGUGAAAAAACAGGAGAAAGCAACUGCUGUGUGAUUCUGUAAACGCAUCCUGUUGUUUUACCUACCCAUGAUGUCAUAUAGUUCUUGUUUAUCUCAUGCUGCUGGAAUUCACACACAACCUUGCUUCAAAGAGCUGAAAAAAAGAUUAAGCCCAAACUGGAUCAUUACUCAGUGCCCAUAUUGUGUUUUCUGUUUCUUAUCUAGAUUGUUCUCUUAAGCUCUGUUUAUGUGAAUAGAAUCCAUAAGAUUAUGUAUGUUUGUAAUACAGAUUUUGUUUUUUUGUAAUGGUAGUAUUUUGCACAUGACAAGCUAGUUUUGCAUAUUGCAGGCUGUACUCAUUUUGGUUAUAGAAGUAGUUUGUACCCGAUCACACAUUUCUUAAAGAAAACAUUUUAUCCAGCAUUAUAAUAUUAAUGGUUUAACAGAACUUGAUUAGCACUAAUCUUGGUACUACCUUACCUAAGGUAACAUUAGGUAGUCCAGGAUUAGUGCUGCUGUAAAUCUCGCUGUAGAUUUAUUUGUAAGUACAUUCAGUCAAUGCCAUAGAAUAUGUGACAGAUUAUUUCAUGAUGCUGUUGAAAAAAUAACAAAUCUAAUGAAGAGGUAGAAUAAUAUUUUAAACAUGAAACAUUAAAAGUUUAAAUCAUGAAAGUAAAUACUGUUUCUUUUAAAUAGUAAACCAUGCUAAGAGUUGAUGUGCCUGUAGUCAGACAUCGGUCCACAGAGGACUGAUAAAUUGGACUAAAAUCUGCAGAUUAUGAAAUAAUUCUGCAGAAAUAAAGUGCAUUUCCUAGCCUUAAUGGAGGAAGGGAAGCUUUUAUUAGAUCAUUGUAUUAUUCAUAAAUAAAAGUAAAGGCUUCAUGGAUGAUCCAAGGUUUUUUUUUUUUGUAUAUUACCAGUCCAUAUUUUGUUAAUGAAAUAACCUGUAUUCAACUGCAUAUUAUUGCCCAGUGUUGUCUGUAUUUAACAAUUUAAAACUAUUCUUUGCCAUGCAACUUUUUAUUUUAUUUUUCCUUACACUUGCAUUAUGUUGUAGUGCUUGUAAUUGGAACAAGACGGUGAAUUGAAAUAGCGUAUAAGAUGUCAUUAUUUUUCCUAUUUUUCCUAUUUUUUCUCUAAAGAAUAAUUACCUGAAAAGAAUAUUUGCACAGCAUUGAAGCAUGAGCUACUUUCAUCUAAACUUGUAAAAAAAAAAAAAAAAAAGUUUUUUUAAUAUUUCAGUAGGAAGCUGUUCUUCCUAACUGAGGUUACAUAAGUGUAGAAUACAGUAUAUUUAAUAUGAAUCUUAUAUAGUAUAUGACUAAAGAUAUCAUUGCUGUACAUUGGUGUGUAGUAUAGAACAAUAAUCUUUAUGAAUAGCUUGCUAGCAGUUGAAACAGUCACAGGUUGACAGUGUGUAUUGUACACAAUACAAGUGACCAUAACCCCUCAAUCAAGUUAAUGUAAUAUGUGUAUUUGUGUUAUUUUUGUUUGUUUGUUUGUUUGUUCUCAACUGAUCAUAAUUUAAUGUAAUAAUUUUAUUUUAUCUGUAGUUAUUGCUUUAACAAAAUGCUUUAGAAUGCAGUAGGUCUUAAAAAAAAUACAUAUAUAUAUAUAUAUAUAUAUAUAUAUAUAUAUAUAUAUAUAUAUAUAUAUAUAUAAUGUAUGUAUUUUGUUCAUACUGAUCUGGAAUACAUUUGUAUAGAGCAAGGUUUUAAAACUGAUUUGUAAAUAUCACUAAACGUUUUCUUUCUGCAACCUGUAUCAAUAGUUCCUUCUGUAAACUAAAUAAAGAAUAUUGCAGUGA
Messenger RNA from Acipenser ruthenus (sterlet), 2675 nucleotides. RefSeq names its product ubiquitin-like protein 3. The transcript is spliced from 5 exons. The record is from RefSeq and is a predicted model, not a curated record. Gene Ontology annotation, molecular function: protein binding. Lineage: Eukaryota; Metazoa; Chordata; Actinopteri; Acipenseriformes; Acipenseridae. The coding region runs from base 578 to 931 and encodes 117 amino acids.